AUGAGACUAGAAGUUGCAAUAUACGCGUUCCUCAGCUGGAUGCACUUGUGCUCCGCCGAUGGCCAUCUGAAACGCUUGAGCAGAUCACUGAUCUUUCCACCAACGAGUCCCACGCGUGUGCAGUUCAUCGGUGGCAUUGGUAUUCCCGUAGAGAACCUGCACUUUGAGUCGGUUACCUCGGGCUAUGUGCUCAAGGCGGAGUACUUUCUGCCCACCAACUCCACGGAGAUUACACGGGUCUACCUCAAGCCGAUGGCCAUAACGGGCAGGGAGAAGGAGUCCCCCUAUGGAGCAUUAUAUCGUUGGAUUAUUUACCGCGGCAUCGUGAUGAUCAUCGAGAACAUGGGCUUGCCCGGCCGUAGUUGUCUCCUCCGGCUGAUUUGUGAGCAUGCCGCACUGCCGCUGAACCACGAAUCCGGCCUGCUGGGUGAGAUCAUGGACAUAGUGCUGCGGCCCUCCAGUUCGGUGGACCAGCUGGGACAAAGCUCGGAUCGGGAAUACCACACAUCGGAGCACUUUGGCAAGAGGGGCGGCGACUGCCAGGCGGCCUAUGCCAGCAGGUGCAAGAAGUCGCCCAUGGAACUGAUCAGCCUGCUGCUGGAAGUCAAUGAAUAA
This is a messenger RNA of Drosophila mauritiana, 615 nucleotides long. RefSeq lists its product as uncharacterized. Bases 1 to 615 code for a protein of 204 amino acids. The transcript has a single exon. Lineage: Eukaryota; Metazoa; Arthropoda; Insecta; Diptera; Drosophilidae. The record is from RefSeq and is a predicted model, not a curated record.